Penicillium verhagenii is the source of this 1200-nucleotide messenger RNA. RefSeq lists its product as uncharacterized. The transcript has a single exon. The record is from RefSeq and is a predicted model, not a curated record. Bases 1 to 1200 code for a protein of 399 amino acids. NCBI's taxonomy places the organism in Eukaryota, Fungi, Ascomycota, Eurotiomycetes, Eurotiales, Aspergillaceae.
AUGACAGAAAAUAAACCCCGCAUCAUCCUCGAGAAAUCCAGCACCGUGCGACGCCGGUACCAGCGCAGCAACAAGGUCUUCAGAUUCACCGCUGAGCAACUGAGGCGCAUGGAACGCGAGGAACAACAAGCGAAAAGGGCCAAAGAGAUCCGCGAAAAGGAUGCGAGACGAAUCGCCAAUAAGAAAAAGAAAGCGGAGGCUGAUGCGAAGGCCCGUGAAGAGGCUAGACGACUGGGUGUGCCUGAUCCGAACGCGGGCAAGAUCCCGGCUAGUCAGCCUUUGCUCUCGAAGUUCUUGUGCUUUGGUAAACCUUCUCGGUCUGAAGAGUCAGCUAAGAGUUUAGUACCCGGGCCUGAUCCCAAGACUGCCCCGGAGGAAUCUGCACAUGAGGAUUCCUCACCCGAGCCGGUCGAUGAACAUGUAUGCGACGAGCCUCCACCUGACCCCCUCGAUGAACCUGUACACGAGGAACCUUCAACCGGGCCUUCCCAUGAACCUGUACACGGAGAACCUUCACCCGAGCCUGUCAAUGAACUCAAAAGCGACGAGUCCCCAACCGUCCCUUCUCACGCACCGGCAUACGACGAGCCCUCACCAGGGCCUUUUGAUGGAAGCACAUACAAGGAGACUACACCCGGGCUUGUCAAUGAACCUACAAACCACAACCCUCCACUCGGCUCUGUAAUUCCCGCCUUGGCUUUGCCUGAAUACCAAAAUGAUUUUGGAUACAUGGACAUGGACAGCCAAGCCGGAGAUACUGAGCCAGAUUCGGACUACUUUGAUGACCUAGACGAGGACAUGGAAAAAGAACUAUAUGGGCUCGAAGAUGCGGGUGCAUCGAAUGAUAUCAUUUCACAUAAUCUUCCUCUACAUGUGAGCCAAGAGCCCAUAGGCAAGACCAGGGAUGAUGAUGAAUUUUCUGAUUGCUCAGCGUUCGACGAUGAGGAUAUCAUAAAAGGCGUCGAAGCGGCCGCUGCCACACGAGCAAAUCGUCCUGCAAUGCAGCCCCCUAUGAUUAACAAUACAUUAUUGCAGCCACCGAUUAUUCAACCACACCCAAAGAAUGGUACAAGCCCCCUGGCUUCAUUUGCUGGCUCGCUCAAUGAAUCCUUCCGCGAUGACACGGCCGACUUCUUGGAAGAUGUCUUCGCACGUGGCUCUGGUGAAUCGUUCGGAGAGCUUAUGCAACUGGGCUCAUAG